CAUUGUGUGUUUUCUCAAGAUGGCGGCGGCUUAUCGUGAACAACGUGGGUCAAGAACCAAAGUGCAAAAUGAUGAUGUUGAAGAAGAUUUAACCAAAGUUGAAUACGAGACAUCGGAAGGAGUUGAAGUUAUUCCCACUUUUGAUAGUAUAGGCCUUCGAGAGGAUCUUUUACGUGGAAUAUACGCUUAUGGCUUUGAAAAACCAUCAGCUAUUCAACAAAGAGCCAUAAAGCCAAUUCUCAAAGGGCGCGAUGUGAUUGCACAAUCACAGUCAGGAACAGGAAAGACAGCAACUUUCUCUAUAGCUUCCCUUCAAUGUCUUGAUACACAGAGCAGAGAACCACAAGUUCUUGUGUUGUCACCAACUAGGGAACUGGCAAAUCAGAUUCAGAAAGUAUGUCUAGCACUUGGUGACUACAUGAAUGUUCAGUGUCAUGCUUGUAUUGGAGGUACAAAUGUUGGUGAAGAUAUCAGGAAACUAGAUUAUGGACAGCAUAUUGUUUCUGGAACUCCAGGACGAGUCUUUGACAUGAUUCAGCGUAGAAAUUUACGGACACGAAACAUAAAAAUGUUUAUCUUGGAUGAAGCUGAUGAAAUGCUCAACAAAGGUUUCAAAGAACAGAUCUAUGAUGUUUAUAGACAUCUACCACCAGCAACACAGGUCAUUCUCAUAAGUGCUACAUUACCCCAUGAAAUCCUUGAAAUGACAUCACGAUUCAUGACUGAUCCAAUUCGCAUCUUGGUAAAACGUGAUGAACUGACACUGGAGGGAAUUAAACAAUUUUUUGUUGCUGUGGAACGUGAAGAAUGGAAGUUUGAUACGUUGUGUGAUUUAUAUGAUACACUUACCAUUACCCAAGCUGUGAUAUUCUGUAACACAAAGCGAAAGGUUGAUUGGUUAACAGAGAAAAUGCGUGAAGCAAACUUCACUGUGUCUGCAAUGCAUGGAGACAUGCCACAAAAAGAAAGAGAGGCUAUCAUGAAAGAGUUCCGCAGUGGUCAGAGUAGGGUAUUGAUAUCCACAGAUGUAUGGGCUCGAGGAUUAGAUGUAGCUCAAGUAUCCCUCGUUAUCAACUAUGAUCUUCCCAACAAUCGUGAAUUAUACAUUCACAGAAUUGGUCGUUCUGGUCGAUUUGGUCGUAAAGGCGUCGCCAUUAACUUUGUUAAGUCAGAUGAUAUAAGAAUCCUUCGAGACAUUGAGCAGUAUUACAGUACACAAAUUGAUGAAAUGCCUAUGAAUGUGGCUGAUUUGAUCUAAAGAUUGGCGCAAAGACAAAAAAUGUGGUCCACAUUAUCAAAAGAUGUGUCUUAAAGAGCAUUAUUUUAGCUGUCAACCUACUUUCUAAUGUAUAGACAUGGUUUGAUUUGUACAAAAAACAUUUGAUCUUUUGUAUGCAUGUUUAAAUAUAAAUUUACCAUAAAA
Xenia sp. Carnegie-2017 is the source of this 1423-nucleotide messenger RNA. RefSeq names its product eukaryotic initiation factor 4A-III. The record is from RefSeq and is a predicted model, not a curated record. Lineage: Eukaryota; Metazoa; Cnidaria; Anthozoa; Malacalcyonacea; Xeniidae. Gene Ontology annotation, molecular function: RNA helicase activity; mRNA binding; ATP binding. Bases 20 to 1258 code for a protein of 412 amino acids. Gene Ontology annotation, cellular component: catalytic step 2 spliceosome; nucleolus. The transcript has 12 exons.